This is a messenger RNA of Schistosoma bovis, 600 nucleotides long. Lineage: Eukaryota; Metazoa; Platyhelminthes; Trematoda; Strigeidida; Schistosomatidae. The record is from the annotation of a GenBank genome assembly.
AUGCGUAGGACAGACUCGCCAAUUACUUCAAACGGUUAUAGAAACAGCGUAUCACCCAGGAGUCGUCGAUACAGUCGGUCUCGAUCUCGUUCCAAAUCACACUCGCGUCGCUACAGGAGUCGCAGCGGAAGUCGUGACUUUUAUCGUCGCAGCCCUGGCUACGGAUAUAGAAGUUCCGGCCGAAAGAGGUUUCUUGGGCCGCGAGAAAAUCCUACCCCUUCCAGGUGUCUUGGUGUCUUCGGUUUAUCCCUUCAUACCCAAGAAAGAAACCUUUACGAUAUUUUUUCGCAGUAUGGAAAUAUUGAAGAUGUUCAAUUAGUCUUCGAUAACUACACAGGUCGCUCUCGUGGAUUUGGUUUUGUAUAUUUCACUCACGUCGCUGACGCAAAAGCUGCAAAGGCCGAUGCGCAUGGAAUGGAAAUUGAUGGACGACCUAUUAGGUGUGAUUUCAGCAUAACCGAACGACCACAUUCGCCUACUCCCGGCAUAUAUAUGGGGCGACCAUCUAGACGCCCUAUUCCUCGGAGACGAAGUAUUUCUCCACGUGGACGUUAUUCUCGUUCAAGGUCUCGUUCGCGUAGCUAUGAUCGGCGUUACUAA